UACUGUGGGGACUGUGGGGUGUGUACUCACUAGGGAUGGAGGAUGCUGUGUCCUCCAUGGCCUGCCUGUCUCUCAGUGUCAGGAGAUCCUGAGGCAAGUGUGGAGAAGGACUGGGCAGUGAAGUCUCAAACUCCCAAACCUUUAACUACCUCUGAGGUCGAGCAAAUUCUUCCCCCCCACCUCUGCUGCCCUGAGGCCUUCCCAUAAAACUGCUUCCCACCAAGACCUGGGUGCCUACCUCCCGGCUCCUCACACAGAUGGACAGACAGGCCCAAGAAGGUCCCAAGACAGCCACUUGAGAAGUGUGGCUAUGUGCACCAAACACACGCAUUUGUAUAUCUCAUGUGCACACACAUGUCCCAAACACACAUGUGCGUCUGCACACACAACCUAGGGUCCCAGCUUUGUGCAGACAACUUACUCUUAUGCCUCGACCCCCAGGGCAUCAUCGAGGAAGCCAGAAGCAUGGCAACUCUGAGGGCGUGGCUUCUGUGCCUGCUGCUGUUAGCCUUGGUCCUCCCAGGAGCUUCCAGCCGAGCCCACCAGCACUCCAUGGAGACACGCACCCCUGAUAUCAAUCCAGCCUGGUACGCAGGCCGUGGGAUCAGGCCUGUGGGCCGCUUCGGCAGGAGGAGGGCAGCCCUGAGGGACGUGACCGUACCCGGCCUGCGGUGCCGGCUGAGCUGCCUCCCGCUGGAUGGAGGUGCCAAGUUCUCUCAGCACUGACAAAGACAGCCGAGCUCGUGAAGACAGUGAUGCUGGACCCGACGCCACCCUCCCCCUCC
This is a messenger RNA of Peromyscus californicus insignis, 785 nucleotides long. It is a transcript of the gene Prlh, whose product is annotated as prolactin releasing hormone. Gene Ontology annotation, biological process: G protein-coupled receptor signaling pathway; feeding behavior; response to peptide hormone. Bases 343 to 726 code for a protein of 127 amino acids. The transcript has 2 exons. Gene Ontology annotation, molecular function: prolactin-releasing peptide receptor binding; neuropeptide hormone activity. The record is from RefSeq and is a predicted model, not a curated record. Lineage: Eukaryota; Metazoa; Chordata; Mammalia; Rodentia; Cricetidae.